GUACACUAUUUGUUGAUGAAUUUUUUGAUGGAGAUCUUGUUCAUCUGUUUGGCAAAUUUACAUGGGAGAACAGUUCAGUUUAUCAUGCUGCAGGAAUAAUGCUUAUUAUAGACAAAGCUAUAAGGUUUCCCAAAUCCAACACAGGCAACUGGAGUAUUGAAAAGAUGCCAAGUUCACCACUAUUUAUUUCUUUUAUUUGUCAAGUACUUCCAAAUGAACAAAAAAAUUCCCAUGUUCUUCUUCGUGGAAAAACUCAUUUUGUUAAAACUUCUUGUUUUCUAUUUAGAGCCUCUUAUACAAUUAAUGGAUUUUUAAGACAGAUUUUAAAAAUUGAAGAACAAGUUAUUUUUUUAAUUGAAAGUACCUCAAUAGAUUAUGUUGUAACACAACCUGAAGAAGAAGGAGAAAAAAUACCAAACCUUUCUCGUAAUAUGUCAGGUCUUGAAGAAAUUAUUGAAAUUGAGGAAGAUUAA
Messenger RNA from Diversispora eburnea, 473 nucleotides. The record is from the annotation of a GenBank genome assembly. NCBI's taxonomy places the organism in Eukaryota, Fungi, Glomeromycota, Glomeromycetes, Diversisporales, Diversisporaceae.